This is a messenger RNA of Penicillium olsonii, 690 nucleotides long. Lineage: Eukaryota; Fungi; Ascomycota; Eurotiomycetes; Eurotiales; Aspergillaceae. The record is from the annotation of a GenBank genome assembly.
AUGUGGAUUCUACCGCUAGUGGGCUACUUCGGUGUGGUGGUUGGCUUUGCCUUCCUCACCCUGUCCAUCGCUUCGGGACUCUACUAUCUGUCCGAACUGGUGGAAGAACAUACGGUCCUGGCCCGCCGGCUAUUGACCCGAUUGAUCUAUGGCAUCAUCGCAAUUCAGAUCCUCUUGAUGAUCAUUGACCGAUUCCCCGUCUCGCUGUCGCUACUGAGCAUCGUCUCACACCUGGUUUACGCCAGCAAUUUGCGCCGCUUCCCCAUCGUCAAGUUGUCCGACCCGCUCUUCAUCCUUUCCUGUCUCCUCGUCGGUCUCAACCAUUGGCUAUGGUUCCGUCAUUUCUCGAAACCCCUCCCCCCCUCGAACAACUGGCGCCAGCCAUACGGGGUCAAUUACGAGGAGAUGCCCUCUUUCUCGGAAGUGGCCUCCUACUUUGGACUCUGCGUCUGGCUCGUGCCGUUUGCUUUGUUCGUCAGUCUGAGUGCGGGGGAUAACGUGUUACCGACAAUGGGCUCUGAGCAUGUUACGGGGGAUCGGAACGGUCUCGGUCACAGUCGGGGCCCAUCCGACGGCAAACUCAAGAACAAGGGAAUGGCCAAGGCUUUAGUGGAUAGCGUCCGCGACUGGGCCCGGGAAAACGGGGAACUGAUGGGGUUCUGGAGGGGAGAGCAGACCAGGCGCUUCUAA